AUGUACUGCAUGCCUCAGUGCACGAACAGAGCGGUGAAGGAUGAGAUAAGCCUUCAUUCGUUUCCGCUGGAUGUGCGACUCAAGAAGGAGUGGGUGGUGAAGCUCCGUAUAGGCAAGCCUGUGGCGCCGCCAAUGAAGUUUUGCAGCGCACAUUUUGUCACCGAAGACUUCUUAUGGAGCAGCAUUGGCCUCGCUGGGUCGAACACCAGGCCCUUCCUGGCCGGCUACGUCACCCAGGGUCGGAAGACUGUCCGACGAGCCGGGUCCAAGUGGUACAUGCCUCUCGCCGUGUACGAGCCGAACUGGCUGCCGUCGUACAUUCACGGCAGCGGCUACGUGGUGUCGCGCGACGCGGUGCGGCCCUUCUUCGCCGAGGCACUUGCGACGUCCUUCCUCUACGCGGAGGACAUCUUCCUCACGGGCGUCGUGGCGCAGAAGGUGGGCAUCGAGUUGACGAACUCACGCUGCUUCAUCCCCUACUCGGUGUGGCAACCUUGCGACCACCGCAACUUCCUCUCGACUCACGAGUGGGACCUCGAGCAGCUGCGGAUCGCCUGGCAGAGCGUUCACUAUGCCAGCGACAUUUGUCCUCCAGCCAACGAAAGCUUGCUUGCGUGCUCUUAA
Rhipicephalus microplus (southern cattle tick) is the source of this 624-nucleotide messenger RNA. RefSeq lists its product as uncharacterized. The record is from RefSeq and is a predicted model, not a curated record. Gene Ontology annotation, cellular component: membrane. NCBI's taxonomy places the organism in Eukaryota, Metazoa, Arthropoda, Arachnida, Ixodida, Ixodidae. Gene Ontology annotation, molecular function: hexosyltransferase activity.